GAGGAGGAGCAAAGCGGGCUUUGAAAGGCGAAGUCCGGACGCGGCUCCACCUUAACCACCCCAAUCCGAGCCCGCCAGGCCUCCCUCUCUCCACACAGGGACGGAGUCUCCCCUCGACUGUCCGCUCUUUCUUUCACUCGUGCGAAACCCACCCACCCCCCCCCCCCCAAUAUUUUUUUUUUUGGUUGUUGUUGUCCGCCAGCGACCACCAUGGUGGCAUCCGGCGGUCCCAGCACGGGCCAGACCUGCGGGCUCGUCCUGAUUUUCGCCGUCCUCUUGCAAUCCAUCUGCGUGGCGAUCACUUUCCUUUAUUUCACCAACGAGCUGCAACAGCUCCGAGACACCUACGCAAAGAGUAGCUUCGCUUGCUUCACCAGAGAAAAUUUUUUCCUAGAAGAUAUGGAUCCAAAUGAUAAAGAAGAUGGCGAUCCCUGCUGGGAGGUCAAAUGGCAGCUGUCGAGGCUCAUUAAAAAGAUGGUGGCCAAGAGUCGUGCAGAAGAAGGAACAUCAGCUUCAACACAAGACAAUAUUUCUCUAGAUACCAUUGCAAGAGACGUACCUAGGAACUCCCGAGUCGCAGCUCAUCUCACCUCAAGCAGAAGUGCAAGGAGAGCUUUAUUUGUACAAAGUACCCCUAUGAGAAACAAUUUGGGAUUUAAAAUAAUCUCUUGGCAAUCUUCAGUGUACCCUUCCUUUCUUCACAAUAUAUUGCUGAGAAAUGGAGAACUUGAAAUACAGCAACCUGGAUUUUAUUACAUUUAUGCACAGACUUAUUUUCGUUUCCGGGAAUCGGAAAGUGUUGAACCCAAUGCAGAUCCUGACUCAGAGAGCAUUAGGAAUCCAAAGCAGAUGGUUCAGUACAUUUCCAAAUUUACAGAUUUUUACCCAGAAGCCAUCCUGCUAAUGAAAAGUGCAAGAAGCAGUUGUUGGUCUAAAAAUGCAGAAUAUGGAUUGUAUUCCAUAUACCAGGGUGGAGUGUUUCAGUUAAAAAGAAACGAUAAGAUUUUUGUCUCCAUCAGCUAUGUAGAAUUGGUGGACAUGGAUAAAGAAGCCAGCUUCUUUGGAGCCUUCCUGGUCUCUUAAACAAAGAUGAGAGAAUAAUUAGACAUCCAUAAAGAAGUUGUGGAAGACCUGAAAGAUUCUGCCUUCGAAGUACAGUAAGAAGUAGUUGCACUAUCCACAGAAUUGGAUGAAGUAUUUUAGUUCCUCUGUUAAGCACCACUGAGACCAGUUCAAGGUCCCAUUAUCCAAAUUCCACAACGAAUGUUUGGCACGCUACAGAUAACAAGACAUGCUAACAAGCUGCUGUGGGUCCGUGAACAAUCUUCCAGGGAUUUGGGGGUUUUUUUGGUUUCGAACAGGAAAGUUGCAUUUGAUUUGUUUCAGCAAAUUUCUGUUGAUCAGAUUAUGCAUGGAAUCCAUGCACCUAAAAAGACGCAUUACAAGUGAUUUCAACCUGUACUGUCGUGUGGGUAGUUGUCACCCUGCUGUGGGUUGCAUUUGCUGAACCGACUCUGACAACAGAGUGUAAAGGAUAAAGCAAAAUAGAUUCCCUAAAUUAAGACUGUUUCCUUUUUUUUCACAUCAGAAAAGUGAUGUUCAGAAUAGCCCCUAUCCAGAAAGGUAGCAUCUCUGAUCGCAAGAGAAGAAAAAUCCCAUAUUGGAAAGCUGCAUCCUAAACUCGCUUCCAUCAAGGGGAACAUUCAUAUACCUGCACCCCCUUCAUGCAGCUUGAAAUGGUACAGUCCUGAGUAGGCUGUACCAGGCAAUAACUCCAAACAAGCUGUUCCUUUUGUGAGAAUGAAAAAUGUGAAUCCCAUUUGGAAAGAACCGGAUUUGCUUCAUGUUCCAAUUGGGCCAAAUGGAUAAAGAGUCAGAUUACUCUGAGGCUGGAAACAGGCUUCAGAUUAAUUGCGUAUCUCCUUUUAAUGCAGGAACAUUUUUUUGUAUGAAAAGAUUUAUUUUUAAGGUUUGUAUUUUUUUUUUUAAAAAAGAAAAGAAAAUAGCAUGCUAACAAAACCAGGACAGUCAAAGCAAUUAUUUUUUGCAAAGGUCCAGAUGCAGUAAAAUACAGACUGAAGUGAGGGAUGUAAUUUGGAUGAGCCAGAGUGAAUCAAUAAAUGGUGUCUUUUGUUCUUGUGAGAAUUAGCGUUAUCUUCUGUAGACCACUGCUGAAGACACUUUAAAAAAAAAAAGUAAGUAACUUAAUUGCUGUAAAAGCAGUUAAAUGUUUCUGAGAGUUUACUGUUUUAUUCCACAAAGGUAAGUGACGGUUAAAGAAACUCACACUUUAUUUAGAACUGGAAUCACAUAACUGUUCAAUGCUGGGUAAAAAUCAAUUUAUUUCUGUAAUGCCAAAUAGUACCAGGUUGGUAUUUAGUAGCAUUCACCAUGUAGCAAUAUUGUUAUUGAAAUUGCUAUGAAAAUCUUCACCUGUAGCAUAUUUUUUUGCAUUGUGAUUGACAAAAGAGUUGCCAAUUGUUUCUCCAGCUUUUACAGCACACCACUUUGAUGUAUACAGCUUAGCGAAUACCAUUUUUCAUGGCUCUUGUUAUGAAACCCUCUUUGCAGUUAUUGAUGUGGUUUUUCAUGUGAUCCAUUAGCUCAACUCCUCUAAGGGCUUCCUAUCUCUUUUUCGCGUAGCCUAGAAGGAAAAUCCCACCCUAACUACAAUUUUGCACAAUGGGAUCAUUGUAGCCUUGUUCACAUAUGUUAAAAAAAAAAAGAGAUAGAAAUGUAGACAAACUGCUACUGCAGAAGGAAAAUCCCACCAUAACUACAGUUUUGGACAAUGUAUCCAAUUCUACCCUAAUAUUGUUGGCAGCAUAUGUUUAACAGAUGGAUAGAAACAUAGACCAACUGCAUCUUCAGAAGAAAUUUUUUCCGAAAUGCUUUUUAAGUAAAUGCAAAGAGAUGCUGAAGUUACAUGCUGUGUCAAAUGUUGAGGUGUAUAUAGGUAGCAUUGACAUUAAUGUGAUAACCCAUUUUAGAAUCGUCACCCUUUGUUCACACCAGUGUAAAAACAUACAAUCUUAAUUCUGAGCGGAGCCAAUCCAGUUUGAUGGUCUCCAGUUUGGGAUGCCAAGUCCAAGGGGUCUGACUAAGAGCUCCCUGGAAACUGUGUUGAAAUAAUAUUGGGAGAUUUUGCGUGGUUAGUAGCAAGUAUGUAAAAACAUGGCCGCCCUCAUACCUCAACUGUCAUACUCAUGGUGAUAUCCGAGAAGAAAGAAUUGGAAAGGUCUGGAAAUAAAGACUCUACGACCUAUUCCUGUGAAUUUAGCAAAUCUGAGGGACAAAAAUCUGAAUGACCAUUAAUGGGUAGCAAAACUCUUUUAGGACAGUUUAAAUUUUGCAGCCCAAAUAUGGUUGGUUAUACUGUGAAGCAAAGCACCGAUUUAGCUAGAUAGUUCCAUCUUUAUUAAAAUUGGUUUAUCAAAUGGAUACAGGCAAUGUGAUAGCAAGCUCUUGACCAUCCUUUGGGUUUUUUUAAAGCAGUAGUAUGGAUAUCAAAAAUACUGUCAUGUGUGGUAUAUAUAUAUAUAUAUAUAUAUAUAAUUAAAAAAUGGGCUUUUUCUGACUGCCUCAAGUUUCUGACUGACCUGUCAGAAGAAACAGAAUACUUAAGCAGGAAAAAAGGAGAUCGCCAAACUCUUUUUGGCUAGUCACUUUUAAUAUGAACUGUAACCAGGGCAAUCGUUUACAGGCAGGCAAGUCUAGACCACCAAUAGAUGGUGUCAAAACCCACCACAUCAUUGUGUCUCCUUGCUGCCAUCUUGUGGUUCUUUUAGUUUUUGCAGCUGAUCAUAUGUAAUGGUUUAUUAGAGAUAAAUCACAUCCACACACAGACUUCAAAAAUUAAAAGGCAAUGAAAAAAGUUAAGAAGCUUAAAAACAAGCAUGAUCCCUUUUUGCACAUGAUACAAAAUGCUUAUAACAAUGUUUAUCUGUGAUGGAGCUCUUCAGCAGGCUUGAAAAUGCAACCAAUCAGAAAGUGAUUCAAUUCUUGUAUAUUUUCUUUUUUAAGUGUGAAAUUUACUGAUGUUUUGUACUUUCAUUUUUAAUAAAAAAAAUUCCCAAUUAA
Messenger RNA from Pantherophis guttatus, 4080 nucleotides. RefSeq names its product TNF superfamily member 10 (gene TNFSF10). Gene Ontology annotation, molecular function: tumor necrosis factor receptor binding. Lineage: Eukaryota; Metazoa; Chordata; Lepidosauria; Squamata; Colubridae. Gene Ontology annotation, cellular component: membrane. Gene Ontology annotation, biological process: immune response. The record is from RefSeq and is a predicted model, not a curated record.